GUCGCUCGUUUAACCCCCGUCACCGUCUCGUCCGCAUUGUCCGAGUGCAUGGGUCGGAACCCCUGCCUCUCCUUUACGUGGUGAUCCGUUAUAGUUCGACCUUGACCCUGCAAUCCCCCCUGACCGUCGCUGCGCCUCCGUACGCCCGCCCAGUCCCAUCAUGAAUCGAUUCCGCAAGACCAAGAAGGAGAAAGUGAAGGAGGAUGGCGAGGUCCUGGAAAGCAGUGCGGCCAGCAUUAGCUCGAAGAAGCCGUCGAAGAAAAAGAAGGAGGAGCCAGAACAAUUACCGGACCUUGAUCUUUCCAACGCCCUGCCGUCAUCCGAUGACUUUCGCACCAGUCUCCUCAUGCCCAAGUUGUCCGCGCGAUUCAGCAUGCUGAGAGAGCAAGAUGACCCGGAAUCAAUAAUCGGCAAAGCCAGCGAUGACAGCGUUUUGUUCCCCAAGCGCGCCUCACGCCUGAACCUUUUCGGCCACAACCCCAGCCUAUUGUCGGACAUCGACGAGGUCUCCCUGGAUGGCCGACCUUCCAUUGCUCUCGGACGAACACACUCCAUGGCCUCGGAUAACAAUGGUUAUGGCACGGAUGACGACCGCUCUCAACAAGGCAGCAUCAUGAGCCGAGGUCGGCGAACCGAAGGAAACAACCUGUUCGGUGGUCGCCAAAAAGUGUACAAGAUUCCCUCCAAGUCGCCUUCCACACCAGGUCCGGAAUCCGGGGGCAUGGGUGGCCGUGCGCUCUAUGACCACGACCUGAAUCUAUCAGCUUUUCAACGACUGAAACUCAAGGAGCGCGAAGAGGCGGCGAUGGAAGAAACACAAGAAGCACAAGAAGCACAGCAGGAUAGCCCGACCCAGGAGUCUGAAGAUGCUCUGUCCAGGGUUUCGUCCGCAAAACGGACGACCUUCUCCUCGACAGCAUCUGGGCCUGCUUCAUAUACCCGCACAUCGACCGCGGCGACUUCGUUCGACGAACCGUCCUUCUUCGGGCCUCCUUCGCAAUCGUCUGUGGGCGAGGGGCAAACGGCCUCGCCAAAGCCACCAAUGCCCGGCAUGGCUCCUGAGCGUGGCUCGGUUAAGUCUCGCCGGCUUUACGGACAGGGCUUGGCGCAAUCAGCCCAGAACCAGCAGACGUCUACUUUGCAGCGACUCGAGAGCCUAAGCCGUCAACGAGGAACGACCCCGGAAUUCCCUCCUGCCCUCAACCGAACCUUUUCCAGGAGCGCUACGAAUCUACGCGGUAGAAUGCAACCGAUGUCCAUUGUCCAUUCCUCCCCUCCUCCUGUCCGGCCGACCAGCCCUCCGUCACUGUCCACAUCGCCAGAAGAGUCAACCGAGGCCAAUCCCAAGGAACCGCAAACUCAGGCGAAUUCAGCAUACGGGUCCCCUCCCUUGAGCCCUCCAGCGAGCGAGCACGAAGACAAGGCUCCCCUGAUGGCCGCCAUACAGCCCGAAGACCACGGGAAAGCCACAGCAACGGGCAUGUUCAACAAACCCAGCGGCGCGUUCGAUGAAAGCCAGUUCACGCGACGUCAGCUACAGAUGCACCAAGCCUACCCGCCGCCUUCAACACGCCCUCCACCGCCUCCCGGACCGAUCAUCCCCCAGGAGCACACUGGGCGCAUGAGAGGUAUGUCUAACACGAGCUAUCGGUCAAGACCUGGCUCCUCUGCAUCCUCUCAUUACAGCGAGAUUCAACGCCCGGGCAGCCGAUCUGCUGUGCACGCCUCCCCUGCGAGGAACGGUGUUGAAACGUUUUUUGCCAACCCCAGUCCCAGCGACUCUGAGGAUGAAGGCGGUGCUUUGCGCUCGCGAGACAUGGUGUACACUACUGACGAUAUCCAUCCCGCGUUGCGACCUGAAACGCCCUCCAAGCCAUCUACUCCUACCAGUGAACACCGGAGCCCUUUGCCUGAGGUCAGAUACUCGGACCUCGGUGACCUGAAGCCCAUCGCAGAACACGAUAUCGCUGAAACUAGAGCCGAGAAUGGCGACGACCUUCCCGAGAAGCCCGACUCGCCAACACUGGGGCCGUCCGGACUGGGUCUCAGUGGCCUCAUCCGUACUCAUCUCCGACGGGAUAGCGAUCGGUCGUCCAUUCUGCCUCCUUCUCCAGACCUUCCUCCGCAACCGAUCGAAAAGGACGCCCCGGAGGACAACAUUCUACAACACCAUGCGGGGGCCCCGAAUAGUUCGAACUGGCAGAGUGAGCUCAUGUACAGGCAUAGACGCGAAGGGAGCACCGAGACACAGAGAGAGCGCGAGGAGUUUGCCAACGAGCUGGCGGAGAGGCGGCGCAGGGUGCAGGAAAAGCUUCGGGGGUUUGCUGAGGGCGAGAGCAGGUCCGCGAGCCCCGUCUCCGGGCGUCAGACUCCGGAUCUGACCCCCAACAAACCGGGCAAUGCGUUCGCCUUCUUGAAGAACAAGCCCGGGAAGCAGCAUCUGUUUAGCCGGGACCAAAAGAACGCCAGGGGCCUGAACCUUGCCAACGCGUCGACGCCGGCUUUGGUUUCGGAAGACCCGUGGCGUGAAGACGAGGAAAGACCCCCGUUCAACUUCGCGAAGCACGCAAACUCCAGCUCCCCCCACAUCGCCGCGGAAAAAUCCCUCCGAUCCAAGGUUUUCGGGCGAAGCAGCCAGGAGGAUUCCCGCGAGUCCAGCCGGAGCCGCGGCGCGUCUCCCCACUCGAGCUUUAGGUCUCGCAGGGAUCGCUCGACCUCGGAUGCGUCAGGUCGCUCCAAGAGCCGCACCCGACGAGACAGGGAUGGGUUGGAAACGCUGGAGGAAGUCGCCCAUGGGGUUCCCAAGCCGUUCGCGAAUGACUAUGAUCAGCACGGCAUGUCCUCUGUUCCUUCGUCUAACCGCCCAUCCGUAGAAGUCAACGAGCCGGCCGUGUACGAUCGUUCUUCCUCUGCCGCCUCGGGAAGAUACCGCAGUGAGAGCCGAUCCGCAGUGUCAAGCUACCACGACAGACCAUUCUAUCCUCCAGCUGCGAGCACCACCUCUCUGAUCGGUGCCACCCCACGGCCGUCUCCCAUUGCCCCUUAUUCCGCCAAUGCCACACCACCCUUGGAGGAUCCGGCUCGCAGCCAUUCGUCGCCCUCAGUGCCCACCACCACCACCACCAACAAUAGCAAUGCUCCUCCCCAGCGUGCUCCAGGGCACGUCAUGCUCCAGAAGCGCAUGGUCAGCAAGGCAUUGAUCUCCGAGCCCACUUUUGUCUCAUGCACCUCGAAUGUCCCAACCGUCGGCCUCCCUCCUGGCGCAAGCUUGAGCAACGGCAUGGUCACGCCGCCAAUUCCCCCUAUGAACCCCCGCCGUCGCCGUCAAACCACUACCCAGACGAUCCUCGGAGCACUCAAGGGCGAAAGACACGAGUCGCAGUACGCUCCUUCCAUGGACGGGGCCAUGGCGGAAGAGACCAGCAACUUCUCCGACGACGGGGAGAAGCGCCCUCGAUCCCGGGCCCGGCUGCGCAAGACCUCCAGCGAGGGCGGCAACCUGAACGCUAAGGCCCGCCACCAGCUCAUGUCGAUGGUCGACGCCCCCGCCGUGCCUGCGUAUCCACCACCCAAGGUUCCUAUGGAUGGAGGCAUGUUCUGAUCUACCUACCUACCUACCGACCUGCCUACCUUCUCGCAAGACGUUCAUCAUAACUCACUCACUCUCUACCAUUGACCCUCUACCUUCACUACCACCCACUCUUCUCCUUCCCUUCCCUUCCCUUCAUUGAUUACCUUCUCCGACCAUGAUGUAUUAUUCAAUGUCCUAACUAGCAUUGCUGCAUUCUCUUAUGUUCGAUACCUCUCUAUCUCUCUCACUCUCUCUCUCUCUCUCUCAUUUGGAAUACCGGUUUCGCAUACAUCAUGAUAUACCAACUGCGUUAUGUUGAGCGGACAGGCCACCACUGUCUUCCUUUUUUUUUGUCUGUCUGUCUGUGUAUCAGCUUGAGUCAUCCGAUCCUUUUUUUUAUCAUCUAGCGAUUUCUUUUCUUUCUGUCUCGGUAUGUGAUAGGAUCCGAAGAAUUAGAAGACUCAUGUCUUUUUGAUCCCAUUGUUUGAAGAUAGGCAUAGUAAUAAGAAAUAAGAAUAAG
Molecule: messenger RNA, 4091 nt
Organism: Aspergillus heteromorphus CBS 117.55
Lineage: Eukaryota; Fungi; Ascomycota; Eurotiomycetes; Eurotiales; Aspergillaceae
Exons: 2
Coding region: 161-3601 (1146 amino acids)
Source: RefSeq, a predicted model, not a curated record